This is a messenger RNA of Myxocyprinus asiaticus (Chinese sucker), 2784 nucleotides long. It is a transcript of the gene tmc2a, whose product is annotated as transmembrane channel-like 2a. Gene Ontology annotation, biological process: vestibular reflex; detection of mechanical stimulus involved in sensory perception of sound. Gene Ontology annotation, molecular function: mechanosensitive monoatomic ion channel activity. The coding region runs from base 1 to 2784 and encodes 927 amino acids. The transcript is spliced from 20 exons. Lineage: Eukaryota; Metazoa; Chordata; Actinopteri; Cypriniformes; Catostomidae. Gene Ontology annotation, cellular component: plasma membrane. The record is from RefSeq and is a predicted model, not a curated record.
AUGCCAAAGAAAAGUGAUACGGCAAGAAAAUUGGAAGAAGUGGGAAUAGAAAUUGAUGGAGAAGUGGAGAGUGCUGAAGAGGACAACAAAGCAAAAGGCAAGAGUGCUAAAAAAACAGCGUCUGGGAAACGGGGCAAAGUGGCUGCCAGCAAGGAUGGUGAAGACGAGGAUGAGGAUGAUGAACACCCCAGAGGCCGCAGAACGGCCAAUAAAAAAAGAAUGGCCAAGGCAGCGGAAGACGACGAAAACAGUGAUGAUGACAUUCCUCAGAGGAGACGUGCCGGGAACAGGAGAAGAGGAAAAGUGCGAGAGAAUGGAGGAGACCGGGAAGAUGAGAAGCCCGGCAAACGAAACAGGAGAGGUGGUAAAAAGAAGGAUGGUAAAGAAAAAGGAAAAGACAAAGACAAUGACAAAGAUAAAGACAGCGACAAAGAUGAGGAGAAGAAGAAGAAAAAGAACAGUAGUGGUGAUGAUUCCAAAUCGGAUGAAGAGGAGGAGUCCAUGUCUGAAGGUGAAAUGGCCAGACUGAUGGAGGAGGUGGAGGAGAAGAAGAAACUGAUAGCAAACAUCAGAAACAAGCCUUGGAGGAUGAGGAGACGACUCAAAGUCCUCAAAGAGGCUCAGCAGUUUGUGGAUAAAUUUGAGGGUGCUUUGGGCAAAGGGAAAGGCAGGAAGUUAUAUGCCUAUAAAGUGAUGAUGAUGAAGAAAUGGAUCAAGUUUCAAAGAGAUUUUGAAAAUUUUAGGACCUCUUGCAUUCCUUGGGAACGGAAAAUAAAGGAAGUUGAGAGUCACUUUGGCUCUUCGGUUGCGUCAUACUUUAUCUUCCUGCGUUGGAUGUACGGCAUGAACUUGGUCCUCUUCAGCUUGACCUUUGGCCUGGUUGUGAUACCAGAGGUUCUCAUGGGACUUCCAUAUGGAUCCAUUCCACGGAAAACUGUGCCGAGAGCAGAGCAAGACACCGCAAUGGACUACUCUGUUCUCACAGACUUCAACGGUUACUGCAAGUACUCUGUACUUUUCUAUGGCUACUAUAAUAACCAGAGAACUAUUGGCUUCCUGAAGUUCCGGCUCCCUCUGUCCUACCUCAUGGUUGGCAUUGGGACCUUCGGGUAUAGCCUCAUUGUUGUGAUCAGAACGAUGGCUAAAAACGCAGAUGUGGGGGGAGGGGAUGGAGAGGACAAUGAGUUCACCUUUGCCUGGAAGAUGUUCACCAGUUGGGAUUACCUUAUUGGGAAUGCUGAGACAGCCGACAAUAAAUACGCCUCCAUCACCACCAGCUUCAAAGAAUCCAUAGUGGAUGAGCAGGAGAACCAAAAGGAUGAGAAUAUUCAUCUCAGGAGGUUCUUACGGGUCCUUGCCAACUUCCUUAUCACCUGCACUCUGGGAGGAAGUGGUUAUCUCAUCUACUUUGUGGUCAAACGCUCCCAAGAGUUUGCCAACAUGGAUAACCUCUCAUGGUAUGAGAAGAAUGAGCUUGAGAUCAUCAUGUCUCUGUUGGGUCUUGUGGGUCCGAUGCUCUUUGAGACCAUCGCUGAGCUGGAGGAAUACCAUCCUCGUAUCGCUCUCAAGUGGCAGCUGGGACGUAUAUUUGCUCUCUUCCUUGGAAACCUCUACACAUUCCUGCUGGCUUUGUUCGAUGAGGUCAAUGCUAAACUUGAAGAAGAGGAUUCCAUAAAGAAUGCCAGCAUUUGGUUCAUAAAGGAAUAUUAUGCCAACUUCACCGCCAAUAAUCCAAAUUACACAGGCACUCCACCUCCUAUGGACCCUUCUGAUGUCAUCAGAGGCCCGUGCUGGGAGACCACAGUGGGACUAGAGUUUGUGAAGCUGACCAUAUCAGAUAUACAGGUGACGUAUCUGACCAUCCUGAUCGGUGACUUCCUGAGAGCGCUGAUUGUGCGUUUCCUGAAUUACUGCUGGUGCUGGGACCUGGAGGCUGGCUGGCCUUCCUAUGGUGAAUUUGACAUAAGCGGCAAUGUACUCGGUUUGGUUUUCAACCAAGGAAUGAUCUGGAUGGGGGCGUUCUACGCUCCUGGUCUGGUGGGCAUCAAUGUUCUGCGUCUUCUGUCCUCCAUGUACUACCAGUGCUGGGCUGUAAUGGCCUGUAAUGUCCCUCACGAGAGAGUCUUUAAAGCUUCCAAAUCCAAUAACUUCUACAUGGGCCUGUUACUGCUCAUCCUCUUCCUGAGUCUCCUGCCUGUGGUUUACACCAUCAUGUCUUUACCUCCUUCCUUUGACUGUGGACCCUUCAGUGGCAAGGAAAAAAUGAUUGAUGUUGUCAUGGAAACCAUUGAUUUGGAUUUACCAGCAUUCAUGGGGACGCUCCUUGGCUACGUAGCAAACCCCGGGCUUAUUAUAGCUGCAGUGCUGCUCAUGGUCCUGGCCAUAUACUACCUGAAUGCAGUGUCAGAGGCCUACAAGAACUCCAACAUGGAGCUAAAAAAGAAGAUGCAGAUGGCAAGAGAUGAGGAGAAGAACAGACGAAAUAACAAAGACAGCACUAACCAGGUGAUGAAGGACCUGGAGGAUCUACUUCCCAAUCGCUCUCAAUUCUCCUCUCAGGAGAAUAGCACAGACAAAAAACCUGACCAGGGUGGGAGAUCUCCAAAAGUGAAACCAGGCACAGCUGGAGACGGUGUGCGUCUGCAGAAAGAUGUGUCACUCGCAUCAGCCAAUCCUAAUGGCCGGGGGCCUGUGACUCGUGCGCCAGGCCCAAGGGGACAUGGUCCUCUACCUGGCCAACCAGGGGCCAGCAGGGGCCAAGGGCCUCCCCCUAGACGCCAGUAA